AUGGGAAUUGGAAUAGAUAUUCUCAAGGUAUCUAGGAUACGGAUGCUUCUUGAAAAAUCAAAGUUUACCGAGUCACGAUUUUUAGAGAAAUGUCUUCAUCCAAAAGAGAUUCAACAGUAUCGUCUGUUGCAAGGAUCACAAAUCACCCAGGCUCAACGAGCUAAAUGGCUAGGCGUUCGUUGGUCCGUAAAGGAAGCUACAUUUAAGGCUUUACAACCUUCGUACUACAUUUACAUGCCAUUUAUGGAGUAUGCACACAAUAAACAAGGAAUGCCUGUGAUCAACAUUCAUAAGCCGAACGUGUCUAUUACUCCUGUAUCUGUCUCUGUUAGUCAUGAUGGUGAUUACGUUGUAGCAAAUGCCCUCUAUCUUCCAUAG
Messenger RNA from Schizosaccharomyces osmophilus, 378 nucleotides. RefSeq names its product mitochondrial holo-[acyl-carrier-protein] synthase Ppt2 (gene ppt2). NCBI's taxonomy places the organism in Eukaryota, Fungi, Ascomycota, Schizosaccharomycetes, Schizosaccharomycetales, Schizosaccharomycetaceae. The record is from RefSeq and is a predicted model, not a curated record. Gene Ontology annotation, molecular function: holo-[acyl-carrier-protein] synthase activity; magnesium ion binding. Bases 1 to 378 code for a protein of 125 amino acids. The transcript has 3 exons. Gene Ontology annotation, biological process: fatty acid biosynthetic process.